Molecule: messenger RNA, 1836 nt
Organism: Ahaetulla prasina
Lineage: Eukaryota; Metazoa; Chordata; Lepidosauria; Squamata; Colubridae
Product: zinc finger protein 271-like
Exons: 3
Coding region: 1-1836 (611 amino acids)
Biological process (GO): regulation of transcription by RNA polymerase II
Molecular function (GO): DNA-binding transcription factor activity; RNA polymerase II cis-regulatory region sequence-specific DNA binding
Source: RefSeq, a predicted model, not a curated record
AUGCCGUUGUGCCUUGCAGGUGACUGUCAAAGACACCAGAGGACUCACACAGUAGAGAAAGACUUUGAAUGUCCUGAUUGUGGAAAAUGUUUCAGUGAGAAUUUCAGCCUGUUGAAACACCAGAGGACUCACACAGCAAAGAAAUGCUUUGAAUGCCCUGAUUGUGGGAAACGUUUCAGUUGGAAUUCCAGCCUGGUGAAACAUCAAAGGACUCACACAGGAAAAAAACAGUUUGAAUGUUCUGAUUGUAGAAAAAGUUUCAAUCACAGUUCCCAGCUUGUGAUACACCAGAGGACUCACACAGUAGAGAAAGACUUUGAAUGUCCUGAUUGUGGGAUACAUUUCAGUCGGAAUUCCAGCCUGGUGAUACACCAGAGGACUCACACAGUAGAGAAAGACUUUGAAUGUCCUGAUUGUGGGAUACAUUUCAGUCGGAAUUCCAGCCUGGUGAUACACCGAAGAACUCACAUAGGAGAUAAACCCCUUGAAUGUCCUGAUUGCGGGAAAAGUUUCAGUCAUAGCUCCCACCUUGUGAGGCACCACAGAACUCAUACAGGAGAGAAACCGUUUAAAUGUCCAAUCUGUAGGAAAAGUUUCAGUGAAAAUUCCAGCCUAGUGAUACACCAGAGGAAUCACACGCGAGAUAGACCCUUUCAAUGUCCUGAUUGUGGGAAAAGUUUCAGAGAUAAUUCCAGCCUGGUGAUACACCAGAGGAUUCACACAGGAGAGAAACCGUUUGAAUGUCCUGAUUGUGGAAAAUGUUUCAGUCAGCAUUCCAACAUGGUGACACACCAGAGCAUUCACACAGGAGAGAAACCAUUUGAAUGUCCUAUUUGUGGGAAAAGUUUCAGUAAGAAUUUCAGCCUUAUUGGCCACCAGAGGACUCACACAGGAGAAAAACCCUUUGAAUGUCCUGAUUGUGGAAAACAUUUCAGUCAGCAUUCCAACAUGGUGGCACACCAGAGCACUCACACAGGAGAGAAACCAUUUGAAUGUCCUAUUUGUGGGAAAAGUUUCCGUAGGAAUUCCAGCCUUAUUGGCCACCAGAGAACUCACACAGGAGAAAAACCUUUUGAAUGUCCUGAUUGUAGAAAAAGUUUCAGUCAGCAUUCUAACCUGGUGACGCACCAGAGGACUCACACAGGAGAGAAACCCUUUAAAUGUCCUGAAUGUGAAAAAAGUUUCAGUCAGCAUUCCAGCCUGGUGAAACACCAGAGGACUCACACAGGAGAGAAAUCCUUUAAAAGACCUGACUGUGGGAAAAGUUUCAGUCUGAAUUCCAGCCUUAUUGGCCACCAGAGGAAUCACACAGGAGAGAAACCCUUUAAAUGCCCUGACUGUGGGAAAUGUUUCAGUACCAAUUCCAGCCUGGUUAGACACCAGAGGAUUCACACAGGAGAGAAACCCUUUGAAUGUUCUGAGUGUGGAAGACGUUUCAGUCUGAAUUCCAGUCUGGUUAAACACCAGAGGACUCAUACAGGAGAGAAACCUUUUGAAUGUCCUGACUGUGGAAGAAAUUUUAGUCUGAAUUCCAGUCUGGUUAAACACCAGAGAACUCACACAGGAGAGAAACCCUUUAGAUGUCCUGACUGUGGGAAACGUUUCAGUCAGAAUUCCAACCUCAUUUGCCACCAGAGGAUUCACACCGGAGAGAAACCCUUUGAAUGUCCGGACUGUGGGAAAGAUCUCAGUACUAGGGUUAACCUUAUAAAUCAUGUCCUUAUACACACAGAAAGUUCAUUCCUUGGACAGUGCUUCAGGCAACAAUCCACCCUUAUCGCACACAGGAAAAUCCACAUGAGGCCUCAAGUGACCUUCAUGGUUCAAGAGCCAUAA